Molecule: messenger RNA, 876 nt
Organism: Scedosporium apiospermum
Lineage: Eukaryota; Fungi; Ascomycota; Sordariomycetes; Microascales; Microascaceae
Exons: 2
Coding region: 1-876 (291 amino acids)
Source: RefSeq, a predicted model, not a curated record
AUGGAUUCGAUCAAGGAAAAGUUCAAUUCCGUCCGCGGCGAUGGCGUCCGGAAUCAAGUCUCCGGGAUGCUCCAUCGUGAUAAACGUUCAACUCCCCCAGCAUAUAACCCGCGACCCAUCAACGAACUCCGCGAUCCCUCAACCUUCGAACCCCCUCCCCGCCGCCGCCUCGAUCCCUCCGCCCCCCUCCCACCCCCUCCACCUCGAACUAAAAACCCACCGACAUCCUCCGCCUCCUCCGCCGCGAAACCCGGUCCUCCGGCCCUUCCUCCCCGCCUUCCACCGCGGACGCAACCUCCCUCAACAACGGACCCUUACCUUAAUCAAUCUGCAGUAUCCCGCCUCGGCGCAGCGGGCAUCUCUGUUCCCGGCCUAGGAAUCUCCUCCUCCUCUUCCUCCACAACGCAGCAACAGCCACAACCGCCAGCCGAAGGAACCACUUGGGCCCAGAAGAAAGCCGCCCUCCGCACCGCGAACAACUUCCACAAAGACCCUUCGUCCGUAUCGCUCCAGGACGCGAAGAGCGCCGCCGAGACGGCCAAUAAUUUCAGACAGAGGCACGGUGAGCAGGUUGCGGCGGGGGCGCGUGCGGCCAAUAACUUGAAUCAGAAGUAUGGUAUCGCCGAUCGUGUGGGUGGGAUGGUGGCGGGACAGAAUACGGGGCAGCAGCAUGCCGCGGGUGAGGGGGGUGCGGCUGCGUCGCCGUCGUCAUCCUUGUCGUCGGCGGCUGCGUUGGUGACGAAGAAGAAGAAGCCGCCGCCGCCUCCCGUUCCGAGGAAGAGGCUUGGAGCGGCCGCUGGGGCUGGGACUGGCCUUGGAACUACGGAUGAUGCACCACCUCCGCUGCCACUGGCGACGAAGCCGCGAUUUUCAUGA